This is a messenger RNA of Drosophila mauritiana, 443 nucleotides long. RefSeq lists its product as uncharacterized. Lineage: Eukaryota; Metazoa; Arthropoda; Insecta; Diptera; Drosophilidae. The transcript has 3 exons. Bases 7 to 387 code for a protein of 126 amino acids. The record is from RefSeq and is a predicted model, not a curated record.
UCAGUCAUGAAGCUACUGCUGUUGGCGGCGAUUGUUGCCCUCGGUUGGCUUCUUAUAGAGGCUGCCAAGAGCAGGACCAAGAACAGCUCCUGUCUGGUGAAAAACAAGUAUCCCCCCGAAUCCUCUUGUAGAUCAACGCGUCGGGAAUUCUUUACCUUCCACCGAGUUCUAUUCGACUGCAUAAAGGUGACCACAAAUUGCCGCAGGAUCUACAGGAGGAACGAGUUCAAUAGUUUGGAAUCUUGCAGAAAUGCUUGUCACUACCACAUGGCUGAACCAAGUCCGCCACCAGCCCGCAAUGGUACGACUUCUGCACCUGGAGGUGCCUCCGGAGCGCCAGGAGACGCUGCACCAGCAGAUGCAGCUGCACCGCCAGCUGCAGAGUGAUCUUCAUGCUCAGACCCAAAAAAGAGAAUUUUAUUAAAUUCCCUCAGAUAUUUAAA